GGAAAUGCUGCAAAAUCUGAAGAGCACUUGAAGGCAUCACAGAGAGGAAGAGUCGCCAUGCUGCUGUUGUCAUAUCUCCGUGAGGACGGUGAAGCCUUCAGUCUACUCUUCAGCUCAGAGACCCAGAAUGGCGACAAGUCGAGUGGCCAUCCAGUUAGCAGAUCAGCUGUUGGCUCUGCUUAAGGAAAGCACCAAAGUAAAAGAGCCAGAUUACCUGAAAGAUUACCUGAAAUGGGUUUCAGACUUUGUGUUCAAGAACAGACACAAGACCAUCGCCUUAAAGAAUCCAGCUGGUGCCAGGUUGAAGAUAGGAGGCCUGGAAGACACCGUUUACAAAGGGAAUGUUGGCAAGUUGAAUGGGUGGGGGAAAUUCUACCUUCCUAAGAUAGUAAAGAUGGAGGUUCUAGGAGUAGUGGAGGGGACGUCGUGCCCGUGUGAUCAGCUGGUCCUGAUGACCUGUGAGAACAGAAAGCUGUAUGCCUUCGAUGGAGAGGAAGAGGAGCUGCACAUGGUGGCUGAGAGCCUGGAGAAGCUCAGUGAGAAGGGACUGAUGUAUCCGUCAUCACAGAGCUACUACAAAGGAGAGGCCUUCAAAGAUAUGACCGAGAAGGACUGGGAUAAAGUGAGGAAGGGUGCUGUGGGAAAGAAGCUGGAAGCAGAUCAUCUUAAACUGGUGACAGCAAACAAGUCCAAACUCCUGGAGAAACUCAAAUCAGCCAAAGCUGCUGCCUGAGCUGUUUCACUAUUUGUUAGGAGGAAAAUAAAAAGGUGUGAGGGUUCAGGUACCCUGUACAUUUGAUCUUUGGUCUAUAUCUUUACUAUCCAUGAAAAAAAUGUUAAAGAAAUGUGUCUGGGAGCGUGUGCCCGAUGUUUAAUAAAAGGCUUAGUCCUUCCCGUCUUUACUGAAUGUCAUCCACCCCAGCCAACUUGAAGCCUUAAACAACAAUAAAUGACAUAAGUGUUUGUGAAAGCUGCAGGGAGCCUGUGGAGAGGGCUGAAGGCUGCAGACUCCUGGUCUACAUGCACCAGGUUGUUUUAGGGUUCUUUUGUUCAUUAAGUAAGUUAAAGCUUUUUGUUUCAGAGAGAUUAUUCAGGCCAGAUUUAUUAUAUUGUUUCCUUUGUGUGUCCAAUCCUCCUCCACAUUAUGAAAAUCUUUCUGUUUGCAAGAUGAACUAUUAAUAAAACAUUUUAUUCUCA
Messenger RNA from Perca fluviatilis (European perch), 1197 nucleotides. RefSeq lists its product as uncharacterized. Bases 128 to 733 code for a protein of 201 amino acids. NCBI's taxonomy places the organism in Eukaryota, Metazoa, Chordata, Actinopteri, Perciformes, Percidae. The record is from RefSeq and is a predicted model, not a curated record. The transcript is spliced from 5 exons.